UGGCUUUGAAUGGCGGUCCUCCUGAGUAGUUAAGAUUACAGGUAUGAGCCACUAGAGUUCCUGGCAAGUUCUGGUUAUACCAGAGAAAGCUACAGCAUCUCUUCAGCACCUAAGGCCUGUUGGGGGUGGGGAAGUUAGGCGACUUUCUCCAGAGAUAAUGCAAUUUGCUCUGAGGCUUGGCCUGAAUUAUGCAUACCGAAACUUCUGUAUCACGUAAUUUCCCUACAGAGGAACUAGGGCAGGUUCCUGCCCACAAAGUACAGCCAAGACAACUUGCUUCAGCCAAGAGAACAAGUAUCUACUUGCUUCUGUGACUUUACGCCUUGCAGAAGUGGGUUUUGGGACUCCAACAUGAAAGCCCUCAUUAUGACAGCUUCUAGACUACUGCUCCUGCUGUCCACCACUUGGCAAACGGGCAAGGGGAACACUGCAGACAACUCAGGAAAACCAGACCUAACUGUGAGGACUUUGCGUGGUGUCCCACCGAAUGCUUUUAAAGACUUCCCACUUUCUGGCAUAAAAGACUGGACAGGAGCCACUGUAAAUGUGAGGUGCCCCGAAGAAAAUAUUUCCCAUCUUCACAUGAAUAAUGUCACCGUAGGGUACCUGACAAGUUCCGUAAGGACCAAACUGAUUCCCGCCAUCUACAUCGUGGUGUUUGUGGUUGGUAUUCCAGCCAACAGUAUGACGCUGUGGAAACUUUUUUUCAGCAUCAAACCCAUCUGUCUGACCAUCUUCCACACCAACCUGGCUGUGGCCGAUAUUCUCUUCUGUGUCACACUGCCAUUUAAGAUUGUGUACCACCUCAAUGGGAAUAACUGGAUAUUUGGAGAGGUUCUGUGCCGGGUUACCACUGUGCUCUUCUAUGGAAACCUAUACUGCUCCAUUCUGCUCCUUACCUGCAUGAGCAUCAGCCGCUACCUGGCCAUUGUUCAUCCUUUCACCUACCGGAGGCUGCCCAAGCGCAAAUACACUUGGCUAACCUGUGGCAUGGUAUGGGUAAUGGUGUUCUUAUACAUGCUGCCAUUUUGCAUCCUGAAGCAGGAAUUAUACCUCCCACAGCUGGACAUCACCACCUGCCAUGAUGGCUACCACCUCUGCGAGUCUUCCUCCCUCUUCCAGCUGUGCUACUUCAUCUCCUUAGCUGUCUUUGGAUUCUUAAUUCCAUUCAUGGUUGUUGUAUACUGCUAUGCAAAUAUCAUCCGCAGACUGAACGUACAUGAUCAAAGAUGGCAGAGGUAUUCCAAGGCGGUUGUCUUCAUCAUGGUGAUUUUUACACUUUGCUUUGCACCAAGCAAUGUUUUACUUAUUGUUUAUUCUGCUAACUACUAUAGCCACAAUAUGGAUGGCUUAUACUUUUCUUAUCUUAUAGCUUUGUGCCUGGGUAGCCUGAGUAUUUGCUUAGAUCCAUUCCUUUAUUUUCUCAUGUUAAAAAUGUUAGAUUGGUCCACUUCUUAGCUGACCAUGGGGAAAACAUCUUAGAGAACAGGGAAAGUUAUCUACAAAGACAUACUUGGGACACAUAUGCUGAGUGCAAGCACCUCUAGUCUGUUGCUCCAUGUUUUGAGCUCUUCAGCCACAGUAUUUCAAAUAUCAAACAUUACAAAAGCACUAGUAAUUGCUUUUAUGUGUAAGAGUGCUGUGCUGUCCCUUAGCUCUUUUGCUCAAGGCUGGUGCUCUAUCACUUGAACCACAGCUUCAC
Perognathus longimembris pacificus (Pacific pocket mouse) is the source of this 1702-nucleotide messenger RNA. It is a transcript of the gene F2rl2, whose product is annotated as coagulation factor II thrombin receptor like 2. The transcript is spliced from 2 exons. Gene Ontology annotation, biological process: thrombin-activated receptor signaling pathway; blood coagulation; positive regulation of Rho protein signal transduction. The record is from RefSeq and is a predicted model, not a curated record. NCBI's taxonomy places the organism in Eukaryota, Metazoa, Chordata, Mammalia, Rodentia, Heteromyidae. Gene Ontology annotation, cellular component: membrane. Gene Ontology annotation, molecular function: thrombin-activated receptor activity.